AUGUCGCCUCUGUCCACUGCCCAUUAUGCCCACGGCACGAUUGACAGUCUCUUCACGACUGUCGCAUUGCAGCAUCCAGAUGCGAUUGCUGUGCAGUUUGAAUCUUCUGUCAGUCUGACUUACAGAGAGCUGCACAACCAGAUGCUCCAAGUAUCCGCGGCUCUUGCACCGCGAAUCUGUCAUGGCCAGCCUGUGCCGGUCCUUCUACCACGCUCGCCUCUCCAGGUCGCUGUCAUCUUGGCACUCAGUCAUCUCGGAGCCAUCUAUGUCCCACUGGACCCUGAAUUACCUCCGAAUCUUCUUCACGAUCUCUUGGAUCGCGUCGAUUCCCCGGUUAUCAUCACGAAUUCUCUUCCCUCUUGGUCUAUCCCUACCUGGUGCCAUGAGCUCGAAGACCACACUGUUCUCGACCUCUCAAAUAUUCUACCGACUAUUGGGGGAAGUGAGGUACAGCGUGUUCUGUCUCGUAACGUGCGUCCAGACAGCGUUGCCGCGAUCUUAUUUACCUCGGGGAGUACUGGAAAGCCCAAAGGUGUUGUACUGACACAUCGAAACCUCAUUGAUCCCGCGAAAACCCUGAGUCGGUUUGAAUCAAUUGGGCUUGGUUCGCGCGUCUUUCAAUUCGCCUCGUUUACCUCCAACGUUCACAUGAUCGAUAUUCUCAGUGCCCUGCUACAUGGCGCCUGCCUCUGUCAGGUUUCGCAGGAAAAGAUGCUCGACCGAUUGGCGCAUUGGGUUCGAACCAUGCAAGCAGAUACCAUCCAUCUGACUCCUAGUGUGCUGGAAACCAUGGAGCCAGAUGAUGUGCCUUCUGUGCGCUAUGUAGUUACCUGUAGUGAGCCUGUUUCCGCUGCGGUUGUGUCUACAUGGUCGACGAAAGUCAUUCUGCGCAACCUCUACGGUUCUUGCGAGGCUUCCUCCAUUGCCUCCCGGGUUUUGUCUCCCGGGAUAUCUUUGACAGAUGUGGGCCAGGUCUCGCCGCAUGCUCACAUUAAAAUUUUGGAUCCCCUGUCUCACAACCAGGUCCCGGCUGGUAAGCUGGGAGAGAUCUUCGCUGCAGGAACCAGUGUGGCAGAGGGAUACUGGCGUGAUUCCAAGAGGACUGCAAAGAGCUUUUUUCUCCAGGACCAAGACAGCAACAACUUUUCACUAACUGCAACUUCUCAGCCAUCAUCCCUUGAGCCGGUAUGGUAUGCCACGGGGGAUUUGGGUUAUGUCUCAGAGAGCGGAGAUCUGCAUCUGCUCGCGAGAACGGAUAAUCAGUUCAAAGUGAAUGGCCUACCGCUGGAAGUCGUGGCAAUCGAGCACAUUCUGCGUAGGCACGUUGCUCGAGCUGUUGUACUGGCUCGCACGGAUGACAUAGGCCAUUUCAGAUUCUUUGCCUUUGUUGCAACGCAGCAGGCCCUAGUUACACCUGAUGAAUCUGUCGAAAUCGACGAGUGUCUCUCAGCAACAGAGCUCCGAAGCUACCUAUUGACGAAAUGUCGAGAGUUUUUGCCCGGAUACAUGGUACCAGAGAUCCUCGUGGUGAACGCCAUCCCGCAGAACCGAAGCUAUAAGAUUGAUCGUCAGCGUCUCUGUGAUAUUCUGGAUUCUUAUUUUGCACGGGAAAAGGACCUGUUGACCCCUGUUCAUGCUCCCGAUCUUUUAUCACGGAUCACUUCCAUUGUGAACCACCGCCUGCAACGGACUGUUCCUGUAGACGAAGACCUACGCAAUUGGGGCCUAUCUUAUGUGGAUGCAAUGUACAUCAUCUGGGCCAUAUUUGAGAUCACGGGAAAGCGUAUUUUCCUGAGAGACGUGCUCCACAAUCCGACAGUGGAGCAUUUGGUCCGACUGACGGAGGGUGCUGAGGAGACUCCAAGCUUCUGCAGUAAUGAACAUGCCGCCUGCACACGAUUCAUUGCUUCUCCGAGUCAGAGGAGCAUCUUUGGUGCACACAAGACUUUGCGAAACGGUGCAUAUAACCUCAACUUCGCUUACCACCUCAAGUCGCCGCAACUAGAUGUUCUGCGGUUCUUUGAUGCAGUGCGUCUGGUCUGUAGUGAGCAUGAAUCUUUGCGGUCUACAUAUGAGCUCAACGACGACUCGCAAGUUGUCGGGGUUAUUCAUCCUCCGCAGGAUAUGCCCCCAGUCCUCUCGUUUACGCAAUUUACGGAGCUCUGUGAGCUGUCUGGAACCCACGAGCUCUCCACCGCGAAGCACCGUGCCCGGCAGCUUAUCAAUGAAGUCGGAGAAGAAUAUGUUGAUGUUUCCAGCGCCUCUCCGCUUCGGGUCACAGUAUAUGAAAUUGCUCCUAUGGGUCAAGAAAUGAUCAUUCACUUUCGUGUUCAUAACCUGUCAAUCGAUGAACUGUCAUUCGAACGCCUUAUCCAUCAUGUCUUCGAUGUAUACCGUUCUGGUUCCACGUGCAUAGACACCACCAAACUGCUUUCCUACCCCGAAUAUGUAAUCCGACAGAACCGGUCCAUGAUACACCGGCAGGAGCAAGACCGAUCAUGGUGGUCAAAUUGGGCUAAUGUCUCUUGGUCCGAAUCGUUGUCUGAAGCACUGCUUAGCCGACAGGGCGAGACACCCAGGCUGGCCAUUCGCAACCCCAGCCAAAACAGGAGCAGCAUCUACUAUCACCCAUUGUCAAUGCCAGAUGUUGAAGCAUGCAUCUCGCACCGUCACCGCGCUUCGACUCGCUUCGACUUCUGGUUAUCUUUCGUUCAGAUAUUCCUUGCUCGUCUAGCUAGUCAGUCCCGAUUUCUCUUAGGCGUUCCGACUUCCAUGCGGUUUGAGGAUCCUUGCUUCCUGAAUGUCAUGGGAUGCUGUGUAGCAACCGCUAUACUUCCUGUUGUUGUUGAUACCAGCGAGAGCUUUCGAGCUGUUCUUGACAAAAUCCAUGAGUUUUACUGGCAAUGUGUUCACCAUACGCAACCUACCGAGGAUGUUUUGCAGUGGCUGUCAGUUCCUGGAGCCGGUAAUGCAGAGGUCGAGGUGCUUUAUGUAUACCACGAUAGAAAUGGGGCCCGUCAUUUACUGAAAGAAGGAACGGCGGCAGAUAUCGUGGACAAAGUCGAUAUUGCGACUGGAAGCGGUCAUCAUCCUCUGGUGAUACACGUCGAUGAGUCGGGUAGCGAGCCUCGACUUAUCUUGGAGUACGACCCAGUGAAGUUCAGACCAGAGUUCAUCGCCAGCAUAUGUGACAGCUUCCAUAGCAUGAUACAUUGGAUAGCUGCUCAUGGUUCUAACAUAACCGUCGCGGAUAUCCCCUUCUGCGGUAAGGAGAUGGAAGAAAAGGCCUUUGCACAGUCCGUGACUGCCAUUCCUUCCCAUCUGAGCUCAAGAUUUCUGAAUGGUCGGGCAGCCUACAUUCAGGACCUUGUAUUUGAUUCAGUGGACAGGAGCCCUGACUCUCUAGCCAUUGAAGCUCCUGAAGGCCCGCUCACGUACGCAGCCUUGGGUUCCCGUGUACUUGGCCUCGCUGGGGAGUUGAAGAAGACAGGUUUACGCCCUAGAAUGAGAGUCGCAUUGUUUCUGGAGAAGUCGACGGAUUAUGUGAUUGCCAUGCUAGCAGUGCUUUCUGCAGGGUCUACAUUUACUAUCCUGGACAUCCACGAUAAGCCUUCAGUGAACCAAUCCAAAAUUGAGACAGUUUCUCCUCAAUUCAUCAUCACGAACCGAGGAUCUGGUCAGUUAGCAAAGCAACUCCUCUUGCCACCGACCUCUUCGAUAUUUGACCUGAAUCUCCAUGAUACAACAAUGCAUUCACGUUUACAUUCACGUUCGCAUUCACUCAUUGACUCGCCAACGACGGCCAGUCCCCGAGAUGCCCCAGCAUAUAUCGGGUUUACAUCAGGAUCUACUGCAGCGCCCAAAUGCUUUCAAGUUAAUCACGCGGCUGCUGCGGUAUCAAUCCUGAACCAAAUCGACGCAUGCGGGUUUAAGGUGAAUGAUAGAAUUCCCAUGCUCACUAAUGUUACUUUUGAUGCGUCACUUUUAGAAGUUCUCGCCACGUUAUCCGCCGGAGCGACUCUCGUUGCAGCACCGCAUGAUCGAUUCAUAUCUGAUCUCGCCGGCACACUGAACGAGUUUAACGUCUCGCACGUCUUCGCCACGCCGACAACGAUCGCCUGUCUAGAUGGGCCAUCCCAAGUCCCAUCCAUCAGAUGUAUCAUACUUGGUGGCGAGCCAACUCCGAAAAAUAUAUUCCACCGGUGGACAGGAAGAGUGACAAUUCUGGGGUCUUAUGGUUCUGCCGAAACCACAAUUGCUACACAUGGGUUUACUAUGUGGGAACCGUCGCACUCCGAUCAAAGGGGUUCCUGCAUAGGGAAACCGGUGUCAUCAGUCAAGGCCGCAAUCCUUGAUGAGUACGGUCAUAUUCUGCCAGCGGGUUGGGUGGGAAGACUAGCUAUCGCUGCUAGGAUACCACACAAACUUGACCAGCUGAGUGCAGGAUACCUGAAUGAAGGUCAUGAUAAUGGCCGGUUCAUAGAGCAUAAAAUCCUCGGAAGGACCUUUGACACCGGCGAUCUCUGCUACUUCGAUCGCAAGGGAUACUUUUACUUGAGAGGUCGAGCUGAUGACCAGGUCAAGUCGAAUGGUUUCUGGUUUAAUCUCAGCGAGGUUGAAUCGACUGUCGAUAGAUGCCUCCUACCUAGCCAAAUCCAGGCUGCAGUGCUGAUAGCCAGACACAAUGAGGACGGGAGCCUCGACAUGGUCGCAUUUAUCUGUCAAAAUCAUUUCUCCAAGAGAGAAAGCGUCAGAUUGGCCUCGGUCCUUUCGUUGGAUGAUCACCGCACAGUUGACGAAUUGAUAACUCUUCGCAGCAAAGUUUCGGAUGCCCUUCCCUCUGCCAUGGUUCCUCGGUACUGGGUUCCCCUUUCAGAUAUCCCUCAAGGGCCCACAGGAAAGAUCAAUCGGCAGCUCCUGAAGGAAUGGUUCCUGAUAUUACACGAGAGUGGAUUUUCUGAGAAAUAUGCAUCUCUCAUGCAUCCCCCUGUUAUCAAGCAGGAGGUAAAAUGUGAAAUUGAUCACAGUAAUGUGAAAAGGGACCUGAUGAGCUGGCUCCGUGAGCACUACAGUGACUAUAAUGAAGGCCUAAGACAACGCAUCCUGGACGUUCUUCACUCUCAGUCAUGUGGUUCAGAUCUCGCUGUCGAGAGAAUAUACUUACCGAGUGCGAUGCAGAAGACUAUGCUUGCCCAGUCGCUGAUUGACUCAGAGCUAUACGCCAGCCAGCUCCUGUUGAAAUUCAUUGGGUCGAUGGAUGCCUUCUGUCUCCAGGAAGCAUGGAUGCGUGUCUGUCAAGCACAUCCUUCUCUUAGAACAUGCUAUAUCCAUCUUGAUGGUGGGAUCAAUGAGUUCUUUGCGAUUGAGAAGGAAACUGCUCAGUCGGUCACAGGAUUCUCUGUUGCAGAUCAUAUUCCACUCGGUCCGGACGAGCUCGAGAAAUCGCUGUCCGAAAUCAGGAAGUCUGCACUUACGAUCUCUAAGACGACGAGUACGCUUACCGUUUUCUCUUGGACGAGGGAGGAGCACCUCAUUGUGCUUACCUACCAUGACGCAGUAGCUGAUCGCGAGUCAAUGAGUCGAAUUUUGUCUGAUUUCGCAGCUGCCUAUCAGGGCCAGCACCUUCAGCCUGAUAUAUCGUUCUCCGCCGUAUCCGCCUCCCAUUUGUCUCGGGACAGAAGCAAGGCAGAGGCGUUCUGGCGCGAGUAUGUCACUAACGGCGAGCCGGUCUCUUUGCACCAAGCCGAAGCUGUGGCUUCUCGUCAAACCCGCAUUGAGAGCCGUCGGCUGGACAAAUUAACCAGCCAGCGAGUGCAAAGUCGUGCAAUAGACUACCGUGUUACUCUACCUACUCUCUUCCAGGCUGCAUUGGGAAUAUCGCUAGCACGUGUUACAGGGGCAACCAAACCGUUGUUCUGGACGGUCACUAGUGGUCGCGAGCUCGAUGUUUCUUGCUCCUUGUCAGCUGUUGCAAACUUCCUCAACGUUGUCCCUUGUGUUGUCCCCGUCGGAGCUGAAUAUCGUAUCCGACACUUGCUCCACCAUCUCCAUGCAGCUUCGGACGAGGCUUUCCCUCACUCAUGGCUCCCGACGUCGUCGAUACUGCCCUUCCUGCGCAACCAGACAGGCGUUAAAACAUUACUGGCGAUCGACAAUCACGAAAUUCCCCGCGUGACGUUUGAAGAGGGCCUUCGCGUGGAAUCUAUCGAAAGGCGGGAGUUCACUCAUGUCCCUUUUACAGUCAUUGUACGUCCAAGAGACAGUGGAAUUUCCGUUGCAGUGGAAUAUGACAUCUCUCAAAUACCCAAGGGCGUCGCUACACGCUUACUCGAUACAUUCGUUGAGAUUACCGAGGGCAUUUCUUCCUAUGAUGUUACGGAAGUGAUGGUGGGGGACAUUGUUUCUGACGAACAAUACUUUGAAAAAGAUUAUGUCCUUCAGCAAAUCCGAUCUGUCAACGCCGAGAAUUCCAAGCUAUCUCAGUCAUCGAAUGACACUCUCGUUUCACUUUUCCAGAGAUCGAUGAAAGCAAAUCCAAGAGCGUCGGCUUUGUACACUAGGGGAUUAUCUCUGACAUACCAGCAGCUUGAUGAACUUUCAUCUCGUCUAGCGAGACACCUCCUUCGGUUCACCCAGGGUCGGCGGAUGAUUGUGCCAAUACUGUUUCCUCGGAAGCCGGAUAUGAUCAUUGCUAUGCUGGCUGUCCUGAAGGCUGGAGCAGCGUAUUGUCCGUUGGAUAUGAGCUCCCCGCCCUCUCGCUUGGAUUAUAUAAUUCGUGAAGUGAACGCCUCCGUGAUUCUCACUGAUGAUGCAGGUUUCUCAGUCAUGUCCGCUGAGUUAAACCUUGGUCUCCAGAUCGUCAACUUGGACUCGUUGCGGUGGACUUUCUAUGACAAUGAUGAAGCAGUACUCCCAGAAGUUUCGCCCACCACUCCCUGUUACGUGCUGUUCACAUCUGGAUCAACCGGAGAACCAAAAGGAUGCAUACUCAGCCAUGGAGCUGUAGCCAGCUCUAUCAAGGCAGCGCUGCCUGCCUUCCAGUUGGAUGCCACGGACCGUGUUUUGCUCUUUGCUAACUACAUCUUCGAUGCGUCUGUCAUCGAUAUAUAUGGAACCUUGUCCAAAGGUGCCGCUCUAAUUAUUGUCCCAGACGAUGACGUGAAGGUGGAUCUAUGCAAGACCAUCAAUGACCUUCGUGUUACGUUUGUUCAUCUCACACCCACAACUGCCCAGCUCCUGGAUGUUGGUAAAUGCCCGACACUCCGAACCGUCGUCGCUGGUGGGGAGACAGUGCCACAGGGCCUGAGAAAUCAUCUUGCAGGCAGAGUACGAUUCAUUGGGAACUAUGGCCCAACCGAAACCGCCGUUCAGGUUGCCGUGAGCGUCUUUGAGCGUCCCUCUCUCGACGGAACAUUCUACAAGGCACUGCCUGGAAACGUUAUAGCCAUCAUCAAUGAGCAAGGCAAAGUUGCGAGAGAGGGUGAACAGGGUGAAAUCUACAUUGGCGGCCAGCAAUUGUUCGACGGAUACCUGAAGGAUGCUAUUUCGACGAGAGGUUCUCUGCUUAAGAUCCCAUCCUUGGGAGAUUUCCUCUUUUACCGUUCAGGAGAUCGUGGCCGGUACAUGAAAAACAUGGGUAUCGAGAUCCUAGGUCGCCUGGAUGACCAGAUGAAGUUCAUGGGACAACGGGUCGAACCUGCUGAGAUUGAAACUGUCCUUAAUGAUGCUCCCGGGGUCGCUCUGUCGGCUGUGGUCGUUGUCUCCGGUGGUUUACAUGCAGCUCUUCAGAGAAAGAGGUGUGCGGUUGCUCUCGAUCUGGACUCAGUGCGAGCCUACGCCAAAGCUAGGCUGCCUGAGAGGCUAGUCCCAGAUCUAUGGGAGAUUUCAGCCAUUCCAUUGCUUCCGAGCAACAAAGUGGCUCGAAGAACAGUUUCGAAAGAGAUUUCUUUUAUGAUUCAAAGAGCUCCACGUCUACCAGCGUCGAUGGGCAAUGCCUCUAUAUGCUCGCCUAUCUACAUUGAGGCUUCUCCCAAUGCAAUCACGACAGUCACCUCAAUUGUGUCCCGUAUUCUCGCGCUUCCUGUUGAGGACAUUCAUAAACCUCUAGAUCAUCUUGGCCUCAAUUCUCUUGGUUUUGUUCAACUUCACCAAAUGAUACACAUGGAGCUGGGUGUACUCGUCCCAUACAGCAAGCUACGAGAUGCCAGGUCUAUCGAUGGAAUUUGCCGGUGGUUGUUUGAAGCUGCACCGGAAUUACUACUGCAGAAAAAGGCAGGGCAAGUUGUGGCUUCGUCUGUUACCUACCCCGGCAGGUAUCCUGCGACUCCAAUCCAAGAAAAUAUCUGGAUGUCACAAACGAAAUUGUCCAACACCACAUACGCCGUAGAACGCGUUUUCAAAGUCCAUGAUGUGUCUGUCCCGAAACUGGUUGAAACCCUCAAUGACCUGGUCCGGAGAUUCGAUAUCUUUCAUCUUACGUUCGACCUUGACACUGAGAACGAACAGAUCUAUCAGAUUGUUCAUCCUUAUCCGCAGACCAAGAUUGGGGUCCAAUUCUUUCCGUCUGACUUGGGACCUGUAUUUGAGACACCGAACCUGCAUCUCAAGACCGGACCUCUAUCUUCGUUCCAAGUCCACGAGAGUCCCGAUGGGCAAAUAUACUUACAUGCGGCUGUUCACCAUAUCCUCUUUGAUGAAUUCACAAGUAUUGUCUUUUACAAUGCGUUGGAAGCUGUACUGAGGGGUGCCCCAGUCAAUAUCGACGACUAUCGUAGCACUGUGGAUUUCCAUGGAAUCACUCCAGGCCAUGCGAAGGUCUUACGAGAAUUAUGGACACAGAGGCUGAAUGGAAUAUCCACACUUCGUCGGGAUCAUUCUGUUCUGGUGGAUGCACAAUCACAGAACAAAAGCCGUCUCCGCAAGGAAAUUAACAUACCACUUGUGCAGCAGGAUCAGACCUAUCUGAAUUCGCACGCUUUGCGUGACAGUUCUACCUUGCUCGCACUUUUCCAGGCCACGCUACACCGGACUUUUAUGACCGAUGAAGUCGUCCUGUCUAUCCCCGUCAGUUUACGUAUUACUGGCAAGGAGAAUUGCUCGACUUUGGGCAAUCUAACUAAUCCUGCUUUCAUCCGAUCCCAGCUGAAGUACAACGAUUCUUGGUCUAAUUUCAUAAGCAGGACAUUCGAGAAUCUUGAGUUCGCCAGUCAGAAUGGUGUACCGGUCAACUGGAUCUGCUCAUGGCUCAAGAUUGAGUUGUCUGAUUUCCCAGUGCACUUCGUGUUGCACCAGACCAAUCCACAAGGCCGAUCUUCCCUGCUGCAGGACCGUACAUUCGACAUGAUCCCGCCAAAACAGCCUGCCUUCAACUUCGAGUUUCACCUAUUCCUGUCGGAAACAGGAUUUGAUAUCCUCGUUGACUAUAACCCGCUCAUCUUCGGGAGCCAGCUCGUUCAAGACGUCGUCGAUACCUAUGCAGACCUUCUCGCAUCCGUUCAGCAACGGUCAUCGUUAGACUUGAGCGAAUUCGUCGACCUCAGUUCCUCGUCUUCGAAUAGGAAGUCAAUCUGUGCAUCUGAGUUUACACCUCCAAGCUCAGUCUCUACGUUAUCUGUGUCACCUGCUUUUGGGCCACAGACAAGAAAGGCCUUGGCGAGUUACACUCAACAGCGAUUCUAUCUUCUGCAACAAGUCUUCGGGGAUGCCUCGUACAGCCUACCAUCCGUUCAUGAAGUUGGCGGGCUCCCGAUUGAUCUUAUCAUGCAAAAGUUAAAGAUCAUUGUGGAGAGAGAAUCAAUCUUUCGAACUUACUUCAUCUUUGACCAGGACUUAUGGCAAGUCACUUCAGACAAAACCGAAUUCGCUUUCUCAAUUCACGACUUGAGAGACCGGUCUUAUCAUAACGCAUGGAACCGUAUGGUCCAGCUGUGCCAGGAUGAUGCUAAUAAGCCGUUUGAUCUUGGUAAUCCUCCUUUGAUACGCUGUCAUGGUUUCCAGCUGCCAGGUGAGAAACAGUAUCUGUAUCUCAACAUACACCACGCGCUCUGCGACGAGAGUUCUCUCUGCCUCUUGCUCAAAGAGCUUGAGGGCGAACAUCAUUUCCCUCGAACAGGCAUUGUUUUCGAUUAUCACGACAUUUCCGCCUCUGAACGGAAAAUUCUUUCCGACCAAAGCUAUGUCUCAGCAUCGCGACACCAUUGGCAAUCCGCUCUCGCUCAAGGUCCUGCUAUCAAGGGUAUGCUCCCUCUCGGUAACACCAAUAAUGUAUCGUCGCUCGGAAUAGUUCACUCGACAUUCGAUAUCACGACAGCCACGAUUCCUUGGGCGCACGAAAUAGGUGCCACGUCGUUCAGUAAAUUCUUGUCUGUGUUCAUGCUCACCAUGCUUCUCCGAUACGACUGCAAAUCCCCAACUGUUUUGAUUCCCGUUUCCAAUCGCCCUGUCGAGACAGAGAAGACAAUAUACGGAUGUUUCACGAACAUCCUCCCCAUUCGGGUCGCACUAGAUGCUCACCUCCCUGUUCUGGAUAAUACCAAGCGAGUUGUGCGCGCCGUUAAUGAGGCACUGGUCUAUUCUCAGACGCCAUUCGAGAAGGUCCUUGAGUAUGCUGGUGUCAGCCGCAACGAUUUCGAGGCAAUGUUUGUGUACCAUGAAGGUUCGCGCAACAUUGGCGUUUUCAGACCAGCUGCUCAUGUGCUAGAAUCUCAGGGCAGGUCCGUCAGCCCUAAGUUUCCCCUGACUUUUUCGGUGUCCCUGGUUCGUCAUGAGUCCAGCACUACCUUGGAUGUGAAGAUCGAGUAUGACCCCAGGGUGCUUGUGGAGUACGAAGCCGAAAAUUUAGCGGAGUCUUUCCACCAGGUUCUGCUCUCUCUACAUGGUACACAUGAUCCUGCAUUCACUACAACCAACAGUCUAGGCUUCUUGAGCGACGUCGAGACUAGACUACUCGAAAGCUUCCAUGGUCCCAAGCAACCGGAGGUGGACAGGGAGCCUCUUGUGCACGACCAGAUAAUGAAUAUGGCUUCGGAAUUCCCACACCGCACCGCUGUUUCGUUUGAUGGAGAAGAGUCCUGCACAUACGAGCAACUUCAAGUCAGAGUUGCCUCUCUCGUCUCAUGGAUACAGCAACAAGACGUGCAUAUCGAAGGAGAAGCUACGAUAUGCAUAUUCAGUGACGCCUGCGUCGAUCGGAUCAUCUGUAUUCUAGCCAUCAUGCAACUUGGUCUUGCAUACGUCCCAUUGAGCGUCCAGGACCCUAUCCAUCGGACCAUGGCCAUCAUCCAGGACUGCAAACCCCAGGCUAUUCUGGUGCCAAGUACAGGCACUUUUGCUCACUGGUCGAAGGUUCAGGAUCUCCAGAGAGAACUUCAGAUUCAUGUGUUGGAGACUGUGCCCUGUUUCAUCAUCCCUGAGAACAUUCCUCAGAUCACCGAUGCUGUUCCGAUGUCGCCUCAUGUCCAUCAGCAUCCCUCUAAUAUAGCUUGUGUUCUGUACACGAGCGGACCGACCAGUCUCACAAAGGGUGUGGCUAUUGACCACCAAGCUCUCCGCAACUCAAUAACGCAACAUCGAUCCAUCUACCGUUUGCAACCCAGAAGUCGACUGUUACAACUGGCGCCUUACACUUUCGAUGUCUCUGUCGUGGACAUCUUUUCCACACUAUCUGCAGGCGCAACUCUUGUCAUUGGCCGCCAUGAAUUCCUACUAUCCAACUUACAACAAGUCGUCAGAGACUGGGAGAUCACUCACAUCGCCACUACCCCAACGGUAGCCACAUUGCUAGCUCCCGCUCUGUCUCCAUCGCUCCAGGUCCUGGCUCUUGGUGGUGAGACUAUGUCAGAGGCAGUCCGAGACGCCUGGGCGGAACACGUGCAUCUUCUGAAUGUCUAUGGACCGACAGAAACUACCGUCAAUGUCGUGAGCCGGGAGAUGUUCCGUACCACUCCUGUUUCCGACGUUGGUAGACCCUUACCCAACGUCCUUGUCUACAUUCUUGAUGAUCAACAUCGUCGCCUUCCCCCAGGCCGAGUGGGUCAACUGGCCAUUGGAGGCGUGCAAGUCGCUCAUGGUUAUCUGCGCCCACAAAGUGGGAAAUCAGCAUUCAUAACCCAUGAUCAUCUGGGCAAAAUUUAUCUCACUGGAGACUUGGCUAAGUUCACUACUACCGGAGAUAUCAUCUUGCUAGGCCGAACUGAUAGCCAGAUCAAGCGUGAGAUCGAGGCUAUCCUCAGUAAAGAGAACAAUGUGUCCGUGAGCACCGUCUCUUCCGCGAAAUGGUCCUUCAUUUCGUGAUUGACGCCCCCGCGAUCGAUCAUCCGUGCCUCUUCAAAAUUGAUCAUCGAUCAAUACUGCGAGGAAUGUCUCUCUUGAUUCAACCGUUGUCUCGGAUGGGAUCUUUGUACGAUAAUGACCGAGGGAAACUGGCACGACUGACUGUAGAGGUCAUCAAAGUUUGUGUCAAUGUACACUUGAUUCUAUUCACAUGUAUUAUUAGUAGGUAGUUACGAUAGCGAAUAAGCAAUUUCUAUUCAUUCAUUUCAAAAUUUGUUUCAGUGUAUGGCUCGCGAAAUGGCUAAAUACCGACUCUUACUGCCCUCUAUAAGUCUUAUUCUGUUAAUGUCAGUGACAUAGAGUGAGAGCCUUUAG
This is a messenger RNA of Paecilomyces variotii, 12645 nucleotides long. RefSeq lists its product as hypothetical. The record is from RefSeq and is a predicted model, not a curated record. Gene Ontology annotation, molecular function: catalytic activity; phosphopantetheine binding. NCBI's taxonomy places the organism in Eukaryota, Fungi, Ascomycota, Eurotiomycetes, Eurotiales, Thermoascaceae. The transcript is spliced from 3 exons. Gene Ontology annotation, biological process: amino acid activation for nonribosomal peptide biosynthetic process; secondary metabolite biosynthetic process. The coding region runs from base 1 to 12291 and encodes 4096 amino acids. Gene Ontology annotation, cellular component: cytoplasm.